GUCUGUCAGUCUGUAGCGGGUACUACCUUGCUGCUUUGGUUUUGAGACCUCUGCUCUUCUGCAGCAUUUACUGUAUUUCCCACCUCUCACUUCACCUUUGUUCCUCCUCUCCACUGUGUCACCAUGGAUAUUGGUGGCCUUACAACAGUGGUGGCCAACUCCGCCUACAUCUCUGCCCGUGGGAGCUUCGACGGCACUGCCAACCCUGCAGCCAACCGUGACAAGAAGUUCCACUCCCGCCUGAAGCUGCCCCACAUUACCGUUUGUGAAGGUCUGCGAGAGACUCUGGACCUGGGCUUCCAGACGGUCUGUGUGGAGCAGCCCAUCGGCAAACGUCUGUUCCAGGAGUUCCUUGAUUCCAUCAAUGAGUACAAGGGGCCCAGCCGUCUGUGGAAGGAUAUCGAAGAGUACAACAUGGCUGAGGAUGAAGACCGGGCCAAGAAAGCAAGCAAGAUCUUGUCUCGGUACAUGGAGCCCGAUGCCAAACAUUACUGCCCGUUUCUGCCAGAAAAUGGCAUCACAAAGGUAAAGGAGAAACACAAAGAAGCCGGGGAUGAGCUCUUCAGUGAAACCAUGGACAGCGUGAUGGACUUUCUCAAGGAAGUGCCCUACACCUUCUUCCUGGAGAGCAUGUAUCUAAAGAGGUUUCUGCAGUGGAAGUGGCUUGAAAUGCAACCCAUAGGAGAGGACUGGUUCUUGGAUUUUCGUGUGCUGGGUAAAGGAGGGUUUGGGGAAGUGUCAGCCUGCCAGAUGAGAGCCACAGGGAAACUGUAUGCCUGUAAAAAACUGAACAAGAAGAGACUGAAGAAGAGAAAAGGGUAUGAGGGGGCGAUGGUUGAGAAAAGGAUCCUGGCACGAGUUCACAGCAGGUUCAUCGUCUCUUUGGCCUAUGCCUUCCAGUCAAAAACUGAACUCUGUCUGGUCAUGACCAUAAUGAACGGAGGAGACCUGAGGUAUCACAUCUAUAAUGUGGAUGAGAACAACCCUGGGUUUGAUGAACCUCGAGCCUGUUACUACGCUGCACAGAUCAUUCAGGGUCUAGAGCACCUCCAUCAGAAGAGGAUCAUUUACAGAGACCUCAAACCAGAGAAUGUUCUGCUGGACAAUGAAGGUCACGUGCGUAUUUCUGAUCUUGGUCUGGCUGUGGAGCUUGCUGACGAUCAGUUCAAAAUCAAGGGCUAUGCUGGAACUCCAGGUUUCAUGGCUCCAGAGCUCCUGAAUGGAGAAGAGUACGACUACUGUGUGGAUUAUUUUACUUUGGGUGUUACUCUUUACGAGUUUCUGGCUGCUAAAGGGCCCUUCAGGACCCGAGGAGAGAAGGUGGAGAAUAAGGUGGUAAAGAAGAGGAUUCUGAACGACCCGGUCACUUACCCAGAGAAAUUCAGUGAAAACGGCAAGUCCAUCUGUGAGGGUCUGCUGUGCAAAGAGGCCGACAAAAGGCUUGGCUUUAAGAACGGGUCAUGUGACGAGCUGAGGACGCACCCCUUCUUCAGUCAGAUCAACUGGAGGAAACUGAAUGCAGGGAUCCUGCCACCUCCCUUUGUGCCAGACUCCAAGACGGUGUACGCCAAAGAUCUGGACGACGUUGGGGCCUUUUCUACGGUGAAGGGCGUGCAGCUGGAAGACGUGGACACAGUGUUUUUCGAUGAGUUUGCUUCAGGGAACAUCGCCAUCCCCUGGCAGGAGGAGAUGAUCGAGACCGGGAUCUAUGGAGAGCUGACAGUCUGGGGCCCCGGCGGCGCUUUGCCCAAUGAUCUGCGGCGUGAAUCCAUCCUGGAGCAGCCGCCCAAGUCUUCAACCUGCUGCGCAUCAUGAGAUAAAAUUAAAAAAACGACAAAACAUUGUUAGCAAAUUUCUUUCUGUUUUUUAGUGCAUGAAUCAUCAUUUAUUUUUCUUUUUAAAUGUGGCACAUUUGAAGUCAAACGAUUCAUAAGGGAGAGACAUUUAUUGGUAAUGAUGUUUUACUUUGUUUACAAAAGCAGUGCAGCACUAAAAUGUAUCCACAGCAAUAUUUCCAGUCUUUUCUUGCCCAUGUUUUUGCUGUAAUGUUAAACUAAGCUUAUCUAUUGCUAAUUUAAUUGAUCAAGACUUAACAAAUGCUUUCAAAGUGCUUAAGUCCACUUUAAUGAAAACUGCUUUUUUUUACUUUAGUGAACACAUUUUUCUCAACAUUUAUCUUUGUAAUUAACAUCACUAUUAGUUUAACUACAGAGAUGCUGUCUUGUGUCUGAAGGUGUAAAUGAAUGUAAAGAGAAAUUAUUUUUCCUACCUGUUGUUUUUGCUGCUUUUCAAAAAAGUAACUUCUCUGGGAAAAAGAACAUCUAAAUGGCUUUCAUUUUGUUUUGGGAAUUUUCUUUUGCUUUAAAAUGUUCUAUUAUAGUUCACCAGCUUCAGAUGUGAAACAAGCAGAUGUUUUAAGUCUCAAAAUAAAUACUUUGCAUUUCCA
Oryzias latipes (Japanese medaka) is the source of this 2446-nucleotide messenger RNA. RefSeq names its product G protein-coupled receptor kinase 1 a (gene grk1a). The record is from RefSeq and is marked provisional. NCBI's taxonomy places the organism in Eukaryota, Metazoa, Chordata, Actinopteri, Beloniformes, Adrianichthyidae. Gene Ontology annotation, molecular function: ATP binding; rhodopsin kinase activity. Gene Ontology annotation, biological process: signal transduction; visual perception; regulation of opsin-mediated signaling pathway. Gene Ontology annotation, cellular component: cytoplasm.